Messenger RNA from Phytophthora sojae, 1029 nucleotides. RefSeq lists its product as hypothetical. The record is from RefSeq and is a predicted model, not a curated record. The transcript is spliced from 2 exons. Lineage: Eukaryota; Oomycota; Peronosporomycetes; Peronosporales; Peronosporaceae. The coding region runs from base 1 to 1029 and encodes 342 amino acids.
AUGAAGGCCGAGCAGCUCACAGUGCUGGAUCCGAAGGCUCCCGGGGGAUCAAAGAAGAACCCGAUGGACAUUAAGUCGCUGGUGGAUGUGUUCGCCGUGUUUGGCUUUUCAGUGGACGAUAUCAUCGACAAGCAUGACCAAUGCACGAUCUUCAAGAAGAUCCGCGCGGAGCUGGACGAUCUGCUUCGUGAUUUAGCCAUGAACACAAAGAAGUACGACAAGGCCAUUGUACUGCGUGAUAGGCUGCGAAUUAUGAAGCGCGAGUUUGUGGAGAUGCAGGGGACGUACGAAACUCGACGCCAAGAGAAAGAGGGCCAACAGUUUAGCCGUGGUAUCGUACUGGCCAAGCAGCGUAGCGAUGUCCUGUGUGCAGCACGCACGGAGGCCUGCGAGCGGGAGAUUUUACACCACCAGGAGGAACUGAAGAAGACCCACGAAGUUGAGCGAGCGCAGCUUGAAACGUAUCUAAACAAGUUACAGGAACCGCACGUCAAGUUCCCGAAGCUGCUUCUGGAGCUGAAGAACACCGAGAAGAACCUGGCCCGAUUGAAACUCUUCGAGGAUGCGAAAAACGUUUUCGUUCGUGCCGACAGCAUGGAGCGGGAUCAGCGAGCACUCAACACGGCAAAGUUUGAGAAGUUCAAGGAGAAGAAGCGCGCUUUGCUCUUGGAGAAGCAGCAACAAGAGCUUGCCGAGGCCGAAGAGAAACUGACGGAGAAACGCUACGUGGUCAUGCGAACGAAUGACAACCAUCGAAAAACGGAAGUGCAACGCAUGAAGAACCUGAAGGUUGAUAUGAAUCACGCGCACACUAUGGAUACGCACGGCAAAAAAGUUUUCUCGACAAACGCCGUGGCAGCUGUGCGUAAAUCUCACGGCGCUACAUCGAGCACAUAUCGAGGCCAGCAACUGCUGAGUACGGUUCAAGGCAAACGUCUUGAGGUUGCCAGUCUCUGCCUACUUCACGACAGCGAAAAUGGCGUUGUGCCUCCCGGAUCGGUACGAAUACUAUGCGAAUGUGUUGUGUAA